AGUUUAGUAUUACUUUUGACAGUUUGACAUUAUACUAACCUUUAAGAAAUUUGUUUCGAUUUAUUUUAUUUAGUAUUUACUACAUAAUAUAAUGAAGAAGUUAUCAACAAAUACUAUCAAAGGAAUUCAAAAUUCUUAUCGACAAAAAGAAUUCAGCCCGACCCAAUUUAUAGAAAAGUGUUUAGAGACAGCUAAAAAGACGAAGGACUUAAACGCUUUUAUUACUGUAACAAGUGAUCUCUGUUUUAAUCAAAGUACAGAAAGUGAAAGACGGAUUAGGAGUAACACAUGUAAUUUUUUGGAUGGUAUAACUGUUGCUGUUAAGGACAACUUUUGCACUAAAGAUAUUCGCACCACCUGUGCUUCGAAUAUGCUCAAAAAUUUCACUCCUACUUAUAAUGCUACUGUUUAUUCUAAGCUAAUGAACGCUGGCGCGUGUAUUGUCGGUAAAACUAACUUAGAUGAGUUUGCCAUGGGUUCAGGCACUGUGGAUUCUAUUUUUGGUCCCACACAUAAUCCAUGGUGCCACGGUGAAAACUGUAGAAUUCCUGGAGGAAGUUCCGGUGGCAGUGCUGUUGCUGUCUCCUCUGGAGCUUGUGUAGUCGCUAUUGGCUCAGAUACAGGCGGCUCAACAAGGAAUCCUGCAGCACUAUGUGGGGUUGUGGGCUUAAAACCUACAUAUGGCCUAGUAUCUAGACAUGGAUUAAUACCAUUAGUCAAUUCAAUGGAUGUACCAGGCAUAAUGGCUAAGAAAGUAGAAGAUGUUUGUCUAACAUUAAAUGUUAUUGCUGGCCCAGAUGAGUUGGACUCAACAACAUUAAAAACUAAGUUUAAUCCAAUUAUAAUUAAGGACGAUAUAGACCUAUCAAAAAUAAGGAUUGGAAUACCAAAAGAAUAUCAUUGUGAGGGUAUGAGUGAUGAGGUUAUAGAAACCUGGCAGUAUGUGAUAGACUUACUUGCCAAUGAGAAAUGCAUUAUGAAGUCAGUAUCUUUACCACACACUUCUGUGUCCAUAGCUGUUUACUCCAUUCUUAACCAAUGUGAAGUAGCAAGCAACAUGGCAAGAUAUGAUGGUCUUGAAUACGGCCUGAGGGCAGGUGCUGACUAUUCAACUGAAGAACUAUAUGCCUCAACACGGUCGGAAGGAUUUAACAAUGUUGUAAGGUCAAGAAUAUUUGCGGGCAACUAUUUUCUUUUGAGACAAAAUUAUGAGAAAUACUUCAUUAAAGCUCUCAAGUUGAGGAGAUUAAUAUCAAAUGACUUUAACAAUGUGUUCAAUGUCGAUCAGGGUGUUGAUUUGUUGCUGACACCAUCAACAUUGAGUGAUGCACCAUUAUAUAAGGACUUUAUAUCAAAGAACAAUAGAGAUCAAUGUGCAUUUCAGGAUUACUGUACUCAACCUGCUAAUAUGGCAGGCAUUCCAGCAAUAUCUGUACCUAUAAAAUUGUCUAGAAAUAAAAUGCCUUUGUCAUUGCAGUUGAUGGGACCUAUGUUGUCUGAAGAGUUGCUUCUCAAUGUAGUGAAGAAAAUUGAGAACUUGGUUAAUUUCCCAUUCUUAGAAAUGCAAUGACUUAGCACAAAUACUAUUAUAGUGUACAUAUUGUUACUGCCACAGCUUGUGUUUGUUAAAAGAUUGAAAUUAUAACAAAAAUAUUUAUUAACAAGGCAUACCUUAUUUAUUAAAAAAAUAAUUGAAUGUAGAUUACAUGUACAAGAUAGUGUGAUAAUAAUAAAUUGACAUAGUAUGUUAAAGAUAUGUUGCAUCAUUGAUAACAGUGGUUUGUGCCUGGGAUUUUGUAGCAGACAUACUUACUUUUUGUACUUAGAAACAUUUGCUUUUCAACUUCUUCUAGGAAGGAAAUAGUUUAAGUUUAUUAUUAAUUAUAAUUUCUUAAGCCAUAAA
Molecule: messenger RNA, 1903 nt
Organism: Leptidea sinapis
Lineage: Eukaryota; Metazoa; Arthropoda; Insecta; Lepidoptera; Pieridae
Gene: GatA
Product: glutamyl-tRNA(Gln) amidotransferase subunit A, mitochondrial
Exons: 1
Coding region: 92-1570 (492 amino acids)
Biological process (GO): mitochondrial translation; glutaminyl-tRNAGln biosynthesis via transamidation
Cellular component (GO): glutamyl-tRNA(Gln) amidotransferase complex; mitochondrion
Molecular function (GO): glutaminyl-tRNA synthase (glutamine-hydrolyzing) activity
Source: RefSeq, a predicted model, not a curated record